This is a messenger RNA of Penicillium olsonii, 3828 nucleotides long. NCBI's taxonomy places the organism in Eukaryota, Fungi, Ascomycota, Eurotiomycetes, Eurotiales, Aspergillaceae. The record is from the annotation of a GenBank genome assembly.
AUGGCAAUUCUCGAUAUCACCAAGGACCUGCCCACACUCUUUAAGCAGCAGGUCCAAGCCACCCCUAAUGCCGUGGCCCUAGAACAUGACUCCGCCUCCUAUACAUAUGCUGAGUUGGAUCAGGAGGUGGAGGCCCUAGCCAGCCGGCUCCGGGCCUAUGGGGUGAGCCGGGACACCCUCGUGGGCGUCCUGCUGCCUCGGAGUGCACACUACGUGAUUGCCUGUUUGGCAGCGCUCCGUGCAGGUGGUGCCUUUCUUGUCCUCGAGCUGGCCUACCCAGCAGACCUCUUGGCGGAUGUGAUCGACGAUGCCAAUCCCGCCGUCAUCAUCACCCACAAGUCCGAGGCCGAGAAGAUCAAAGCACCAGUGCCAUUGAUCAAUUUGGAUGACCCCGUGGCCGAGAUCAAUGGCCAUGCCAAGGAACCCUCCCCAUUGCCCGCAAAUGACGAUCUGGACCGGUUAGCGUUUGUCUCUUACUCGUCAGGAACCACAGGAAAGCCCAAGGGCAUCGCCAACCCCCACCGGGCCCCAGUUUUGUCUUACGAUCUCAGAUUCGCCGUGCAGGAUGUCCAACCGGGGGAUCGGGUGGCUUGUAAUGUCUUCUUCAUCUGGGAGAUGCUGCGGCCGCUCUUGCGCGGAGCUACCGUGGUCAUCGUACCCGAUGAGACGAGUUACGAUCCCGCCGCCCUCGUGGACCUGCUCGCCGCGAAGAAGGUCACCGAGACCCUCAUGACUCCCACCCUCUUAGCCACCGUCCUCUCCCGUUAUCCCCGCUUUGGCACCCGUGUCCCCGACCUGCGAAUCGUUUGGUUGAACGGCGAAGUCGUCACAACCGAGCUGGCCCUCAAGGCCAGUAAGAUCCUCCCCAACACUCGCUUGCUCAACUGCUACAGUGCGUGCGAAACACAUGAAAUCGCCUGUGGCGAUAUCCGCGAUAUGACCGAUAGCGAAUCUCUAUACUGCCCCGUUGGGCCACCCCUCGAUCCUGCCCACACUUAUGUCUUGAAUGAGAGUGGACAGGAGGUGGAGGCUGGGACUUCGGGCGAACUCUUCAUUGGUGGUCCUCUGCUGGCCAGGGAAUACAUCAACCUUCCAGAAACCACCGCCAAGGCCUUCACCCCCGACCCAUUCGAUUCUACCCCCGGGGCUCGCAUGUACAGGACUGGUGAUUUGGCUCGCAAACUGCCAUCGGGACUGCUCGAGAUCACCGGUCGUGUCGGCGCCAUGAUCAAGCUCCGUGGUUAUUCCGUCGUGCCAGCUAAGGUUGAGAGCGAUAUUUGCCAGUACCUGGCUGUCAGCCAAUGUGCAGUCACUGCGUACGGUGACGGUUUGGACCGUCAGUUGGUUGCGUACAUUGUUCCCGAUAAGGAGGCUUCCUCUGAACGCCCCGCUGUCGCAAUCAAUGAGUCUGGUCACAGCCCUUCUGCACGCCGGGCUCUCGAGAACAGACUUGCCCAAUACAUGAUCCCGGCCCUCUGGGUCGCUUUGGAAGAGAUCCCUACCAAUUCAGUCUCUGGAAAGGUUGACAUGAAGAGCCUUCCUUCGCCUCGCAGCUCCAGUCCCAAUGGCAGUGAGCAGAGUGCAGGCAAGGACCCGAUUGGUAUCAGUGAUAUCGCUGCUAUCUGGGAGGCUGUUUUGAAAGUCUCAAAGAACUUGCUGAAGCCCGAGGACAACUUCUUUGAUCUGGGUGGCCACUCCCUGUCUCUUGCCGACUUGUCCUCGAAGCUUUCUAGACGUUUUGGUUUCCGUGUUCCUAUCCCCCGCCUCGCGGAGAACACCACUCUCACCGGUCACCUAGAGACCGUCCGUGCUGUCAGAGAUGGACACACCGAAGAGGUCCAGGCCAACCUGCCUGCAGUCUUGCUUUCCGAUGCCACCCUGGACGAGGAUAUCAAGCCUACCAACACUGCGAUUACACCCAUCACCUCAGCUGACACCGUGCUUUUGACCGGUGUCACCGGUUUCUUGGGUGCUUUCUUGUUGAAUGACUUGAUCGAGAAUACCUCGGCCAAGAUCAUCUGCUUGGUUCGUUUCAGUGACCCUGAGCAGGAUGACCAAGCCGGAGGUGUGGCCCGAAUCCGCCGAAACCUCCUCGACAUGGGACUCUGGCGCGAUUCAAUCCUUGAGCGUGUCGAAGUUCUUCCUGGCAACCUUUCCCGCCCUCGACUGGGCCUGGGUCCCGAAGAGUUCGAUGAUGUCGCGUCCCGCGUUCAGGUCAUCGUGCACGCUGCCGCCACCGUCAACCUGGUGUACCCCUAUGCUGCACUGCGCGGCGCCAACGUCGGGGGAACUAGAGAGAUCCUCCGCUUGGCCGCUAAGGGUGGUGCGACCGUGCAAUAUGUUUCUACGAACGGUGUUCUGCCACCAUCAGGCGAAAACGGCUGGCCCGAGACGACCGUUCUGGAUGUCCAAGAUGUUCCCACAAAAUUGCUCGAUGGAUACGGCCAGACAAAGUGGGUUGCAGAGCAGCUUGUUCUGAAGGCUGGCGAGCGUGGAUUGCCGGUCAAGAUUCAUCGCUGCGGUACUAUCAGUGGUCACAGUGUUACAGGUUCUGCCAACGCAUGGGAUCUCCUCACUGCUUUGAUCGUCGAAUCUAUUCAGAUUGGGUACGCCCCCGAUGUGGAUGGAUGGCGCGCAGAGAUGACCCCUGUCAACUUCGUCAGCAAAGCAGUCGUUCACCUUGCUGCCCAAACCCAGGCAGAUCAAACCGUGUUCCAUCUCGGUGACCCUAAGCCCGUUGAUACUCGCUCAGUCUUCGAAGACCUGAAGGGUCUUGGCUACGAAACCAAGCCCCUUCCAUGGGACGAGUGGGUCGCCUUGUGGUUCGAGAAGCGCGGUUCUGCAAAGGGUGGAGACGGUUCAUUCACCGUCGACAUCCUUCGCAGCGGUAUGCCUACCGUGGAGUUCCUUCGCGACAUUGUGGUUCUCGAUAAUGCCCUGACUCGACCCUUCCGCGCCGUGAUCGAACGACCCAAGGUGGACAGUCUGCUGUUGGAAACUUACACUCGGCACUGGUUUGCUCGAGGAUGGCUUCCACGACCUCCUUCCCGUCAACAGGCUCUGAAUCGUCCUGCUGAACCCGUCAAGGGCCCGCUCAGUGGCCAAGUUGCCGUUGUCACCGGUGCCUCUUCUGGCAUUGGUGCAGCGGUAGCAACCGCCCUGGCUAAGCAGGGCUGUGCCGUUGCCCUUGCCGCUCGUCGACUAGAUGCCCUAGAGGGCACCAAGCGCAAGGUCGAGGCCCACGGUGUGAAAUGCAUCUUACGAUCCACCGACGUCACGAGCAGGACUCAGGUCGAGGAUCUUGUCAAGGCUGCCAGCGAGGAACUGGGCCCAGUGGACAUCUUGGUUGCCUGCGCCGGUGUCAUGUACUUCACCAUGAUGGCCAACACCCAGAUGGACGAGUGGGAACGCACAGUCGAUGUUAACUGCAAGGGUCUCCUUCACGCCCUCUCUUCCACAGUCCCCGGUAUGCUUUCCCGCGGCCGCGGUCACGUCGUCGCCAUCUCCUCCGACGCCGGUCGCAAAGUAUUCCCAGGUCUGGGCGUUUACUCUGCCAGCAAGUUCUUCGUUGAGGCCACUCUCCAAGCGCUCCGUCUCGAGACUGCGGGUGCCGGACUCCGCGUGACGAGUAUUCAGCCUGGAAACACCUCCACAGACCUCCUGGGUAUGUCGACUGAUGCUGAAGCCGUCAAGAAGUUCGGAGAACCCUCCGGAGCAAAGAUUCUUGACCCAUCGGAUGUUGCAAACUCCAUUGUUUAUGCCCUCACUCAGCCGGAAUACGUUUCCGUUAACGAGAUUCUGGUUGAGCCCCGUGACGAGCCGAUUUAA